CUUCAGUGUUCAUUCUACUUACGUGAAAAGUUGUUCAGUGUUCAUUAAUAAUGGAGUGUGAGAAAUAUUGUUAAAAAUGUCGGACAGUGUCGAGGACCUAGCGAGACGGUACAGACAAAAUGUACUACUACAGGAACAUCCGCGAAGCAUAGGGUUGUUCACGAUACCGGAGUACCCAGAAUUGGAAGCCAACCGAGGCAUGUGGUCUGUCGCCUUGGACGCUAUAUUGACGACGCUGCGGUACCUCGCGCCUGCUACUCUACUCACUCUCUUCUGGGGCCAACAAAGCUUUCUGUUCAGAAUUUUGAAGCACAUCGACUCCGCUUUUAGAGCAAUAGUAUUCUCGAGCGAGGAGCAAAAGCAAUCAGUUCUACGAUGGCUGGCAGAAGCUGGUCCCGUCAGAGUGGAGCACUUGGACACAGUGUGGCGGCACGGCUGGGUGCUAUGCGGUGUGCUAGACGCGGCCCUGCCCGGCGCCUGCGCAGGGCAUCCUCCCACCCGCCUGUCUCUUAAACAUGCACAAGCUAUCGCCGACCAUUACCUUGGUGUUGAACCUGUUUUCUCCCGUCAAGAGUUGGAGUCAAACGAUUCGCUAAGCAGACACCAAGAAUGGAAGCUCGCCACGUACUUAGACCGUAUUCGAGAAGCACUUUCCAAAUUAACGCCACCUGUUUCAAAACCAGUCUCUCAAAGAACCUCUCCAGAAACCACACAGUUCACUCUUGACUACGUUGCAAAAGGAUCUGGGUUAUCAGCAGCUCAAGUAAAUAAUAAAGCUAGUUUCAAAGUAUAUCCAACGGCACAACAGGCGUUGGACCCCGGAGAAAUAACGAUCCUAAUACGAGGACCUAGAGACACUUAUGGCAUGACUGUACUACCGCCUAUCCUGGGCAAAGCACAGAUGAUCAGACAAAAACUCUUGGGCCUACAAUCAAAACAGAACUUCACUGAAAACGUUUUGCCAAUAACACAAGGAGCGACAUACUUACGAUCGUACGGCAAAAACGAUAUGAACAAAACAUAUUACAUACCGAAAACGAAGUAUGAUAUUGAAAUCGAUGUCGAAACACGAACAGAUCACGCGAAAAUAAGUUACGUCGUAAACCUUGAAGGAAAAUAUUUAAUUUCUAUAACAAGCAGAGGCCAAAGCAUUGUUGGUUCACCAUUCACGAUAACAGCCUCGCAUAACAUCAUCAACACACUAGAAAAAGACAACUACUGUUUAGAAGACGGUGAAGAAAUAGAUAUAGUUGACGUCAAAACUGACAGAAAAGUUGUACUACGUAUAGUCGAUUUUGUUACUGAGAAAAUGUUGUUGAAAGAAAAUGGUACUUUAGAGAAAAUAAGUGACGAUGAAGCAAGGAUUCUAAUGACAACUGACACAGAAAAUGAUAUGCCAAAUUACAGCACUGAGAGCUGUUCUGAUGUCGAGACCAGUUCAGAGUCAACAGUCGUCAAAACUUUGAGCUUCAAUAAAGUCGCAUCUAAAAUCUUAGCAAUGAACAGGGUUUGCAAAGUUCUGAAUGAUCUUAAAUCAGAAAAACAAUUAGAAUUUACAAAGAAAGAAAGUUACCUUAGAGCAAGGAGCAAACAAGAAAUACCUGAUAUUGUAAAUUCUACCUUAACAGAAACAAAAGCAAAACCUUUCAUAAUACCAGAACUGCGAGAAAAAUAUAUUGUUCCAGAAAGUAUUUCAGUAUCUUUGAGGGCGGAGAAAUCAACUACCUCCUACGAUACUGACCGACAUAACAUAAGAACUGAUAGUGAAGAACUGAUAGUAAAUAUACCCACGGAAUCUACUAGAAUAGAUACUCCUGAUAGUUUGGAUGGAUACACUGAGACACAUGAAGAUCAAAUUGAUAACUUAUCUGAUCGAAUGACGCCAUCAACUACAAACAAUCCUUUCUUGAACGACAUGUUCGAAGAAAACUACGUUGCUUCCAAAAAUUUAGGACCGUUUGUAGCUUCAGAAUAUGAACGAAACAACUCGCAAAAUGAGGAAACCAGGGAUAGUUCAAUUACAAUUCUGAUUGAUCCUAACAUGACACCGUCACCAGCCAAUAAUAAUCCAUUUAUUGAUAUUGAGGAUGUAGGUUAUAUCAAACCUGAAUCUAUUUUAUUAGAACGGCCUAAAACACCAGUCUUAAAAAUAAUUUCAGGAGAGAAAGUUGAUCGCGAAGAGUCUGUAUAUAUUGAUCCAAAAGCUGAAUUAAUGGCUGAGGAAGCACUGGGCAACGAAUUUGUAAAUCCUUUCUUCAUGCAUCACCAAUCAGGUCAUUUUGAACAGCCAAAACCAAUGACUGACUUUAUCAUUGGGGCCCCAGUUUCUUUACCACCCAUCAUAAGAGCUCGAUCGCCAGAACCAGAAAUAAAACCGCUGAUACUCCCAGGCACUGACAAAAGAAAGGGUGUGAAAAAUAAGAAAAUACAAGAUAACAAAACUGAAGAGACCCGUACAGAACCAGUUAUACCACAAACUGAUUUGCACCUACCAAAAGAUGUCAAAAAUGAAAACAUUUCUGAAGAUAAUUCCACCUUUCAUAGUUUAGAAUCUAACUUGACUAUUGACAAUUCUAAUGCGUCAACAACAAGCGACAAUCAAUAUGAACCAUAUCAAAUUGACUUAAGCAGAAAUCCAUCGCCCAGGAAAGAUAUAUGGGAUUCUGCAUACGUAAGUAUCGAUGACAAUAACAGCUCUCCAGAUAGCAAUAAUAACGAAAAUAAUAUACAAUGCGAGUCACUUAGUAAACCAAAGUUUUCUCCUAGUGACGAUAAACUUGGUUUAAAUCAGGAAGAUCUGUCGAACAUGGGACCAGCUGAAAGAGAAAUUUGGCAAACAUGCAACGAAUUGAAAAUCGAACCCACCAAAGUUCAGGAAGAACCGAAACCUUACAAGUGGGAAAUUAAACGACCGACGUUCACACCCAUCAUUGAAGAGAGCGACAGGAGUAUAUCAUCGGGCACCAAAGAUAUUCCAAGAAACGAAAGGUGCACGAAGCAGGGAGAUAGUGACAGUGUGUCGGUGGCAUUUGCUGAACUGAAUGAUAUGUACCAAGAAUACUUUCCUAAUUCAGAAACUAGUUCUACUGCCACUGUGGAUGAAAAUAAUAAGAUUCACAGUACAGAAGUAGAAUACGUUACACACACCAUGGACGCUAGUGUCGAUUCUGCAUCUGAUGCAACAGAUGUGAAAAGACACGCAGAGGAAUUAGAAGGAACGAUUUCUGAGGUUCAGGCAAAUGCCACUGAAUCUGUUUCAGUAAGUCAACCCCUUCGCAUUGAAAAUGACAAAAUCUUUGAACAGAAGAAGGAAAAUAAAGAUGAAACACAAUUUGGUGAAGUGACGUACAGUAACAUAGUACUUGAAAAGAAAAAAUACUGGGAUGAGAAAAUUCGCCAAAUAGAGGCUAAGUCAGCAGAGACUUCAAUACAGCCAAAGAGAAAACGUAUUUCUGCGAAACAAUUAAAACAUGAUUCUUUAAGUAAGCGAAAGGGUAAACAGAUUCUUAAAAACUUCCUAAACUCAGGUGAUUAUAGUCAAGUAAAAAAUAUAAAUCAAACUGAAGAUAAACAUAUAGAAAUGAAACUACAAGAACCUAACGAACAAAAAUCACAAGACGAAGUUAAUACAAAUGAAAAGCUAGUAGAAAGAUGGAAGAAAUAUUGGGAUGAAAAGUUAGAAACAGAUCAAGUACAAGUUGAAGCUUCUGCUUUAAUAACGAAAUCUCCUAGUAAUAAAGUACGAACAUUAAGCUCAUCUUCCACUUCUAAUAAAAAUGAAAACCCUGUUGAAGUAAAAGUGGAAGCAACAAAAUACCACAACAACGUAUUACUUUCUGAAGAACAUGCGCCCGUGAAACAAGAAUUGCCAGAAGAAGUAUUUAAAGCAUUCGAAACAAGUCCAAAGAGAUUUUUCGGAACGUCAAGGAAGCAAAUAUUAAACAAAAUUGACACAUUCUUAGGAAAACCGAGCGCUGAUGACAUUCCUACCACGGACGUUACUGGUGGAGAGUGUCAUGAGAGCGGUCUAGUGUCUAGUCGAAUAUCUUUGUUUCACAAUUUGUCUAAUACAGAACCUUUACCUUGGGCGAGAAGAAAAAGCCAAUCUUUACAAAAUGUAAGUCAAAGACUAGGUAGCAAUCAAAACAUUGUAUCUUCCGAAGAAAAUCUACACGUGGAACUAAUUAAACGUCCCAAUACUGAAACUUUAGAAGACAGGAUCAACGAAGCCACCAAUUACAGUAUUAAAGAAUCUGCAAAUUUGAAAAACAAACGAGCUCGAAUGGUUCAUAGUUCAUUUAAUAAAACUUUAGAUGAAACAAUUUAUAUAGAGCCUGUACAAGAACAGUUUGUAACUUCGACGCCAAAUCAAAAAGAAACUGCAAGAAAGUCAAUACAAAACGUACACAAAGAAUAUGAACCAAUCCAAACUACAAACGAAGUUCUUCGUAAAAAAUCGUUCAGCAAAUCAGAAAUGGACAUAUUUAAUAAAAUUCCAAACGAUACGACAGACGAUGGUUUGGAUAAAUACAAGUCAUGCGAUGAAUUGCCUAAGAUUAAUGUGAAGAGCUUUAUAUCGCUUUACGAAAGCGUGACAAAGACUGCAACAGCACCAAAACCGGCUAGGAGGGUGUACAGAACUAGUUCUGCUGAUUCACAGAAGAAUUCUCCAUCCCACAGCAUAAAUUCAGAUGCUGUGCACAGACAUAACGUCGACCUAGGGAGCGUUUCUAGCUGCGGAUCAAAAAGAACUACGCCAGGAGCUACACCCACUAAUAUGUGGACAAGCAGAGAUUCAGAAACAGUCAGCAAUCUUAGUUUUGACACGAGAACUUCUGGAUCUUUUGACGUUGAAGUAAUUCCUAAUGAAAACAAAAAUACCACAUAUUUAAGUCUUUCUGACAUAGAACUAGAAAUCAUAGAGUGUAAUACAGAUAAAUCAACUGAAUCGUCUCCAGAAAGGGAAACCGAGCCAGCCCAUCUAGAAUACAAAAACAGAUUCAAAAUGGCAAAAGAAUUUUUUCAAUCAAUUGAAGAGCUAAGGGAAGUUAAGAAGCCUAGAAAACUAAAUGAAUGUGAACAACUUUUACGUAAGCAAUCGACAGAAUCCGUUGAGAACGAUCGCCCUCAAAAGAGGGUGAAGAAGAACAUUAAAUCUCACUCCAUGCCCUCAUCCGAGAUAUCGAAGAUCUGGAAUGAACUACAAGAAAACCGGGAGAGCUCUUCAAACACGAAACUAGUGAAAAUAUCAGAAAAGUUUAACGUGGAAGAUUUGUUUACAGAUGUGACUGAAGGGAAACUGAGUAGGCAAGGGAGUUUGAGAGGAAUACCUCACAAGAAAGCAGUACUAGAAGCAUUCAGAUCUAUGGAAAACGUAGCUGAUACAUCGAUAAACUCAUACGAGAUUUCCGAAUCACAGAUAACGGAUUUCGCUAAAGAACACCCGGUGAGAAAUGCACAGACUUACCUGAGCGAAUAUCCAUAUUUGCCGACAACAGAUCCAUCGAAAUAUCAUUCAAGGCUGGACGUGAAAGCAUCUGGGCUCAUCUCAUUGAAAGAGUUGAAGCAACGAAAACCGCGAAGGAACAGUGUGCCUGAUCUUAGAUUAAAUCCUAAAUUUACAGUUGACCUUUAGUUAAGUGCUUUAAUCUUUUGAACAUAAGGUUCAAUUUGUGUUACUGUUAUGAUUUCUAUAUCAAAUUGUGCA
Molecule: messenger RNA, 5707 nt
Organism: Spodoptera exigua (beet armyworm)
Lineage: Eukaryota; Metazoa; Arthropoda; Insecta; Lepidoptera; Noctuidae
Source: the annotation of a GenBank genome assembly